UAAUUGAUAUAAAUUAUUUGAAAGAAUCCAAACAAUUCAUUUUAUAUAAAGCUGUAAAACUACAUGUGUGGUGUCUCAAACAUGAUGAGUAUUGCGUCUACAUCAGGACCUACUUCUUACGAAAAGAUGUCUUUGCCAUCUUCCAUGAGUGACAACGACUAUGACGACAUUGAUAAAACUCCUUCUUCAGCAGUACUUGAUGAUAAUAACAGUGAAGACAUGAUUGGUGUUUCGCCUUCCACAUCAAAACCUGACUUGCUGUCUCAACCAUGGAAAUGUUAUGAUAAAUCAAUAAUGCAUCAGCAAAAGUUCAGAAUGAUGGAAGAAUAUGAGCAAGAAAAUCCAAGAAACGUUAAACUUGUAAAUGGUGUAAAGGUUAUUUGUUCUGAAGAGUUUUUGCUUGGUAAAGGAAGUGAUGGAACUCGUGUUUACCUUGGACUCGGAAAAGAUGGUUACGGAAAAGCAGUAAAACGAUUGCUUCGAGAUAACUGCGCGGAGUUAGCCAAACGAGAAAAAGAUAUUUUGAAUGAGUUUAAUGCAAAGCGUUCAAAUUAUGUUGUGAAUUAUUGGCAUCUUGAAGAAGAACCAGGCACAGAUUAUUUGUAUUUGAUAUUAGAUUUGUGUGAAGAAUCGUUAGAAAGUUUUGUGCAAUCUUCUACUUUGCAAUAUCUUCAAAAAGCACUUCCUACAAUUCUUAUGCAGAUUUUAAAAGGUUUAGCUGAUCUUCACAGCGGUGAGCAUCCUAUUCUUCAUCGGGAUUUAAGACCCUCGAACGUUCUUCGAGAUGUACAAGGAAAUUUUUUAGUCGCGGACUUUGGUAUAAGUCAUAUGUUAUCUGAUGAAACUUCGACACAUUGGAGCAUACAAAGAGGAGCUAAAUAUUGGAUAGCUCCAGAGUCAUAUGACGCAUCUGAUGAUACAAUUAAUAAAGUUCGUUACAAAAAAGAGUCUGACAUUAUGAAUGCCGGAAUGGUGGCUUAUUAUGUUGCAACAAAGGGGAAACAUCCUUUUGGAAUUGAACGGCAUAGACUGGACAACAUUUUGACAGGAAACCCAGUUGGCUUGGACAAAAUCAAGGAUGCCACGCUCAAAGACCUUUUAUCGUGGAUGCUACUGCUAAAACCGGAAGACAGACCAUUGGCCAACGAAGCGUUAAAACACCCAUAUCUACAAACCGAUAAGGAGAAUUUUGAUUUGCUGUGUGAUGUUGGGAAUGAACCAGAAAUAAAGACAUCAUCUCCACAUUCUCUUCCCUCAAAUCUUCGUGAGCAGUUGAAUCUUUCAAUAAAUUGGAUGGACCGUAUCGAUCCUGAAUUCUUUAAUCAUUUCAAUAAAGUAUCCGACUCUACAUGGUUAGGUUGCCUAAGAUUUUUACGAAACGUUCGCCAGCAUUGGCAUGAUAAACCUCGUCCACAACUGUCAUCAUGUGUUAAAGAUGGAAACUAUCAAGAGUAUUUUCUUCAACUUUUUGAGGAACUGCCUUAUCUAGUUCACAGAGCCAUAAGAUUGAGUGCCUGGAAGGCAAGACCUGAUCUAGAGAAACAUUUUCCAAGUAAGACACAGAAAUGAGUUUUCAUUUUUGAUGGCCAAGCUAUAAAUUAGGGGUCCAUGACACUAUAUUUGUUAUUUUCACUCUAGUUCUACUCUUCAUUUACUUUACUUAAUGCAUGUAUGUUUUGAAUUCUGUAUAUUGCCGUUGCAAACAUUUGUUAUACAGUGCACAUGCUGUAAAAGUUAAAGAAGGCAAGGGAAAGAAAAGCGAAGGUGUUAUUGAUUACGUUGAUCUUAACGGUAAAUAGCUAUGUAACAACAAACUAAUGCUGUGUACGUGUCACUUUUCUUAAAUAUUCUACCAAAAACCGUAA
This is a messenger RNA of Xenia sp. Carnegie-2017, 1865 nucleotides long. RefSeq names its product serine/threonine-protein kinase/endoribonuclease IRE2-like. Gene Ontology annotation, molecular function: RNA endonuclease activity; ATP binding; protein tyrosine kinase activity. Gene Ontology annotation, biological process: intrinsic apoptotic signaling pathway in response to endoplasmic reticulum stress; protein phosphorylation; IRE1-mediated unfolded protein response. The record is from RefSeq and is a predicted model, not a curated record. Bases 64 to 1569 code for a protein of 501 amino acids. NCBI's taxonomy places the organism in Eukaryota, Metazoa, Cnidaria, Anthozoa, Malacalcyonacea, Xeniidae. Gene Ontology annotation, cellular component: IRE1-TRAF2-ASK1 complex. The transcript is spliced from 5 exons.